Molecule: messenger RNA, 3125 nt
Organism: Zea mays
Lineage: Eukaryota; Viridiplantae; Streptophyta; Magnoliopsida; Poales; Poaceae
Product: wall-associated receptor kinase 5
Exons: 4
Coding region: 121-2811 (896 amino acids)
Biological process (GO): cell surface receptor signaling pathway; protein phosphorylation
Cellular component (GO): plasma membrane
Molecular function (GO): protein serine/threonine kinase activity; calcium ion binding; polysaccharide binding
Source: RefSeq, a predicted model, not a curated record
UCACUAGCUAGAGGGACUAGUAGUAGGUAGUAGUAGAGGAGAACAGCCACUCAGCCAGCCCCCUUUACUUGCACACAAUAGACAACCUCGAACAGAAAAGAAGCAGUUUUGCCGUCCGAGAUGAGCCGCCACUGUGUGACUCUCCCUGUGAUCAUCUUUGGAUUACUGCAGAUGGCUGUGGCUCUCUACUCUAAUCCAAGUUCAACGCAUCCGAACUGCACGGAGAGAUGUGGCAACGUCAGUAUCCAAUAUCCUUUCGGCAUCGGAUCCGGCUGCUUCCGGCAGCCCGAUUUCAGCCUCACCUGCGACGACGGCGGCGGCGGCGGCGGCAACCAGCCGCCCAAGAUCUUUCUGCAUGACGGCAUCACCGAGGUCUUGCCCGAUUCCGGUGGCACGGUGGGUCUGUCAAGGCUUAUUGAUGUAGCCAUUUCCCACACCAUCUUUAUGGCACCUGGUAUUCCUAGUUACAACUUCUCGUGGAAUCUCAGUUCUUUCACUAUGUUUGACGGCUCAUUCAACGUAACUGGGUGUGACUUCGAUAUAUAUAUUCAAGAACCGGGCACGAAUGGUUCCUUAUGGCCAUGUACAAAUCGCUGCCCCCAAAGCAUCACCACCGAGACGGUGGCCAGACAUGACUGCAAUGGAACUGGCUGCUGCAUUGUUUACCUUGGAAUUAGUGUUCGUGAUUUCCAGCUCAAAUUUGUGCGCCACGAUAAUGGCGCUAGAGGUGAUCAUGAUGCUCUCUCUAAUGGAAGCGCCCUGUGGGAUACAAUUAACAUUACCAGCAACUGGGCCCAAAUAUACUGGGAUAUAGAUGAUCAACCGACAUGCGCCAGAGCGAAGGAAAAGAAUAUAAACUACGCAUGUGUCAGCAACCACAGCCAAUGCUUUGACGAUGAAGUGUUUGAUGUUGGUUAUAGAUGUGCUUGUAACAGCGGUUACGUAGGCAAUCCCUUUGUAGUUGAUGGCUGCAAGCGUGACGAAGGAUAUAGUCCAAAUCAACUGAAGGAGAACUGCUCGAGGUCCUGUGGUAAUAUCAGUGUUCCAUAUCCCUUUGGUUUAGAGGAAGGCUGCUCUGCAAGGAAGCUAUUUAAACUCAACUGCACAAAUGCGACAGCGUCUAUGCUCCAAUUCGAUGACGACCGUGUUGUGGCGUUUAUAAAUGUUACAGGGAGUCUCGUGGGCAUCAGGUUUACCUCACAAUUCGAAGAUGGUCAGCUUGGGAUAUAUGUAUCAGGUGAACCCGAUCUCUUUAUGGGUCUUGGGGAAUCAGUGGUCUCAAUGCACUGGGCAGCUGCCAAUCUUACAUGCGACGAGGCCCUGAAAAAUAAAUCACAAUAUGCAUGUUGUUCAAACAGCAAAUGUUUAGGAGUCAAUUCAAAGGAUGGUUAUAUUGGAUACAGAUGCAAAUGCUUAGAUGGUUUCCAAGGAAAUCCAUAUAGCAUCAGUGAUGGUUGUGAAGAUAUCGAUGAAUGUAAAACACAACACAUUUGCAAAGAGAACGAGGUAUGCAACAAUGUUGCAGGGAGCUACUACUGCACCAAAACAACAAAACAGCAGGGUCUUGUUUUGGGUGUGAUUAUUGGGCUUUGUGUUGGCUUUGGCAUUCUAGUAUCUUGCUUGGGCGGGAUGCUUGUCAUCCGUAGAUGGAAAAGGGACAUUCAAAAGCAACUACGGAGAAAAUACUUUAGAAAAAACCAAGGACUUCUCCUAGAACAACUAAUAUCAUCUGAUGAGAAUGCCCGCAACAAUACGAAGAUUUUUUCUCUGGAAGAGCUCAAGAAGGCUACAAAUGACUUUGAUACAUCACGCAUACUUGGACGUGGAGGCCAUGGAAUGGUUUACAAAGGAAUCUUGUCGGAUCAGCGUGUGGUAGCAAUAAAAAUUUCCAAGAUCAUGGAGCAAGGUGAAAUCGACAGUUUUAUCAAUGAGGUCGCCAUUCUUUCUCAGAUAAACCACCGCAACAUAGUACGACUCUUCGGAUGUUGUCUUGAAACUGAGGUCCCACUUCUUGUGUAUGAUUUCGUAUCUAAUGGUUCUUUGUUCGAAAUUCUCCAUGCCGCUGAGGCAAGCAACGAUUUCCAGUUGUCUUGGGACGAUUGCUUAAGGAUUGCAUUAGAGGCUGCAGGGGCACUUUAUUAUCUCCAUUCUUCAGCUUCAGUCUCAAUCUUCCACCGUGAUGUCAAGUCCUCGAAUAUACUUUUGGAUGGAAACUACACUGCAAAAGUUUCAGAUUUUGGUGCGUCAAGGUUGGUUCCUAUUGACCAAACCCAUGUUGUUACGAAUAUUCAAGGCACUUUUGGCUACUUAGAUCCUGAGUACUACCACACUGGGCAACUAAAUGAGAAAAGUGAUGUGUAUAGCUUUGGAGUGGUACUUGUGGAGCUACUCCUUCGAAAGAAGCCGGUUUUUACAAAUGAGACUGGGACAAAGCAAAAUCUGUCCAACUAUUUCCUUUGGGAAAAGAAGAUGAAACCUGUUACAGAGAUAGUGGCUUCUCAAGUUCUCGAGGAAGCAACAGAGGAAGAAAUUAACAUGGUUGCCUCCCUUGCCGAGAAGUGCUUGAGACUCCGUCACGAAGAAAGACCUACAAUGAAGCUAGUAGAAAUGACUCUACAGUUUUUGCGAGCAGAGCGGUUGAACUCAAGUAGUGAUGUUCCUGCGAGCAAGCAAGAGGUGGAAGAACUUUUGGGUACAAGCACUUCCUAUUCUGACACUUUGCUGGACAAUAAAGCUGCUACAACAUCCCAACAAUCAAAGGGAUAUUAUAGUUUGGAGCAGGAGUUUGCUUCUACUACUCUACCACGUUAGAUUUGUCACUCGAGUGUGAAUUAUUACCGUUGUCAUUUACGUUAUAAUUCGUGAACCAAACAACACCUCCGUGCGUUGUCAUUUACUUGUUAUUCUGUCAUGAAAAAGUAUAUUGACUAUGGCAGCAAACGUAGCAGCACCUUGAAACACAUUAUUACAGAUUCUUCAGUUCAUUCUGAAUAAUCUUCCCAGAGCACUGUCUAUUAGAUAUCAUCUUCUUCAUCUCUAUUCUGCAACAACAAGACCAUAUGUUGUAGAGUAGAUGCUAGGAUGUCACCACCAUCGUCUGGACUAGUUCUUUCAUCCCGUGCUCA